CAGCUACGCUCUUCCAAUUGCUGUAUUUCAGAUUUCCUGAAAAAGCUGCGUCAAGAAUGCAUUGUUUUCAAUUCACUGCACAAACUUCUAGAUUUGACAAUGGAGACGCCACUGAUACUAGGUGACACAUUUCACAGGCCACUAGCGUUUUUUAUAGAAUUGGUAGAUGACUUGUUUAAAUAUAUGCACGCCCUAAGUUUAAAAUUGAAGUACCUGAGCCACCAACUAGAUCCGCUGGAUUUGUUAGUUCUAGAGGAAUAUAAAGCAUCACUGGAGCUGUCUGAAGACUUCGAGGAAUAUUUACUUACAGGUCUAAGCUAUUGCAAGUUUUUACGUCCAAAACCGACGUGCCAAUAAUAGGAAAUUGCAAUUGCUAUCUCUCGGCAUCAAAAAAAUUGUAUGCGGAAUAUUUCUUUCAUAACUUCUGUUUACAGUCUUAAUUACGGUCAGUAUGUAAACACUAUUCUUUCGUCAUAAAUAUAGUCCACAUAUUUUUGAAACAAAAAUACAGUUUUAUACUAAAAGACCUGUUUAUUCAUCUUCAAGUAUGUAAUUAAUAUCUCAUUGAAGAUCAUUUCAUCCGACAAAAUGGCAUAUAUA
This is a messenger RNA of Rhagoletis zephyria (snowberry fruit fly), 600 nucleotides long. RefSeq lists its product as uncharacterized. NCBI's taxonomy places the organism in Eukaryota, Metazoa, Arthropoda, Insecta, Diptera, Tephritidae. The record is from RefSeq and is a predicted model, not a curated record.